CUCUGGAGGCGGCGGGCUCUCGCUUGGCCCAGAACAGCGGAGGAGCUAACCCAGCAUGUCCGGGACCCGAGCCUCCAACGACCGGCCCCCCGGCACAGGCGGAGUCAAGAGGGGGCGGCUGCAGCAGGAGGCGGCGGCGACAGGCUCCCGCGUGACCGUGGUGCUGGGCGCGCAGUGGGGGGACGAGGGCAAAGGCAAGGUGGUGGACCUGCUGGCCACGGACGCCGACAUCGUCAGUCGCUGCCAGGGGGGCAACAAUGCCGGGCACACAGUUGUGGUGGAUGGCAAGGAGUAUGACUUCCACCUGUUACCCAGCGGCAUCAUCAACACCAAGGCCGUGUCGUUCAUUGGCAAUGGUGUGGUCAUCCACUUGCCAGGCUUGUUUGAAGAGGCAGAGAAGAACGAGAAGAAAGGCCUGAAGGACUGGGAGAAGCGACUCAUCAUCUCUGACCGGGCUCACCUUGAAAGUGAGGUCCCUCACAAACCUCUGUCCUCUGCUCCUCUCCUGCCCGUGUUGCUUCGGGCGACAGUGUUCGACUUCCACCAGGCAGUGGACGGGCUGCAGGAAGUGCAACGGCAAGCACAAGAGGGGAAGAAUAUCGGCACCACCAAGAAGGGAAUCGGACCAACUUACUCCUCCAAGGCUGCCCGGACGGGCCUCCGCAUCUGUGACCUCCUGUCGGAUUUUGAUGAGUUUUCUGCUAGAUUCAAGAACCUGGCCCACCAGCACCAGUCUAUGUUCCCCACCCUGGAAAUAGAUGUGGAAGGUCAACUCAAAAGGCUCAAGGGUUUUGCUGAGCGGAUCAGACCCAUGGUUCGGGACGGUGUCUACUUCAUGUAUGAGGCACUCCAUGGUCCCCCCAAGAAGAUCCUGGUGGAAGGCGCCAACGCUGCCCUGCUUGACAUUGACUUCGGGACCUACCCUUUUGUGACUUCUUCCAACUGCACUGUGGGUGGCGUGUGCACAGGCCUGGGCAUCCCGCCCCAGAACAUAGGUGAUGUGUAUGGUGUGGUAAAGGCCUACACCACCCGCGUGGGCAUUGGCGCCUUCCCCACGGAGCAGAUCAACGAAAUUGGAGAUCUGCUGCAGAACCGUGGCCAUGAGUGGGGCGUGACCACGGGCAGGAAGAGGCGCUGCGGUUGGCUGGACCUGAUGAUCCUCCGAUACGCUCACAUGGUCAACGGCUUCACUGCGCUGGCGUUGACCAAGCUGGACAUACUGGAUGUCCUGAGCGAGAUUAAAGUUGGUAUCUCCUACAAGCUCAACGGGAAGAGGAUCCCCUACUUCCCUGCUAACCAGGAGAUAUUGCAGAAGGUGGAGGUGGAGUACGAAACACUCCCUGGGUGGAAGGCUGACACCACGGGGGCCAGGAAGUGGGAGGACCUGCCCCCGCAGGCCCAGAGCUAUGUGCGGUUCGUGGAGAAUCACUUGGGUGUUGCAGUCAAAUGGGUUGGCGUUGGAAAGUCCAGAGAGUCCAUGAUCCAGCUGUUUUAGAGGCCAAGCAGAAGCCGCCAGGCCACACCGCGGUGUACCACCAUGAGUGAGAGCCGCAGCCCAGACCCUCAGCAGUGCCACCAACGUCUCCAACAAAACAACCUGAAAUUAUUUUCUAUACCUUUAUUUUUCUAUGUACGUUUUCAGCUUGGCCCUCUGAAUUCUACAACAAUUUUAGAUGGGUGAAAUCAACACUGGGUACAUUUUUAAAAAUUCUGCUUUUGAAACGAGCCCAAGUGCUCAAAACGGAGGCCUUCGAUGACUGACUGUCCCGUGGUGUGUGUUCAGUUGGAGCCAUGAUGCAAUAAACAUCCAGGAGUCAGUGAGCCACGGAGAGGUCAUUA
This is a messenger RNA of Rattus rattus (black rat), 1839 nucleotides long. RefSeq names its product adenylosuccinate synthase 1 (gene Adss1). Gene Ontology annotation, cellular component: cytoplasm. Gene Ontology annotation, biological process: 'de novo' AMP biosynthetic process; IMP metabolic process. NCBI's taxonomy places the organism in Eukaryota, Metazoa, Chordata, Mammalia, Rodentia, Muridae. The record is from RefSeq and is a predicted model, not a curated record. Gene Ontology annotation, molecular function: GTP binding; adenylosuccinate synthase activity.